Coregonus sp. 'balchen' is the source of this 42227-nucleotide messenger RNA. The record is from the annotation of a GenBank genome assembly. Lineage: Eukaryota; Metazoa; Chordata; Actinopteri; Salmoniformes; Salmonidae.
AAGCAUAUGACAAAUGGGUUUAUUUGUUGGACAUGCGCAAGCAGAUAGCUCACGUCGUGUUUGGCUUAACAGGUUGUGACAGGAAAUUAGGUGUAUGACAUCUUUUGUUUUUGGGGAAAUUUUACUACCCCGUACAGUAGGUGGCGGCAAUACACUUUAUGAGUGUAGUCUGCCAAUAAACCUCGAAGAAGAAGCCGGCGUAUGUUAUACCUGCUCCUUUCGCUAUUAUCGAAGAGAGAGUCCGAGAUACCUUAAAAUCCCGUUAGAGCGAAUCGAAAAACAAAUUGACCGGAGGUUUAAUUCACACAUGUAUUACUUAAGUGUAAUCGGAGCAUAUUGUAUUUUUUUUAAAAGAGGGUAGCUAACUUCUGUUUUAAUAGGCAUUACACAGAACGUUAGCUAGCCUGCUAUUUGCUAGGUAAGCUAAUAGCUAGCAAGGUUCUAAGGUUUUGAAUCACAUACGCUAGUAGCUAAACUAGCAAGCUGACGUUAGCUGUCUCAAAUCUAUCUAGGUCGCUAAAACUUAGCCUAUUAGUAUCUUUUCAUCAUUUGGUUGCAGUGUAUAGUGUUUGAGAUCUUAAGAAUACACCGCUAACGUUGUCGUUUAUGGGAUAAUGUCAAUGAAGCAGGCCGGUGGUAAUCGCAAACCCGGCGGUGGUGCUGCCGCUGGUGCCGGGGGAAGUGGCGGACGACAGAAUUUGGGCAGGUCGGUGAUUUAUUCAGUCGACAUUUUAGUUAACAAAUAUGAUUGAUGCCAACGUUUUGAAAUUAGCCCAAGCUAAUUAUGAUCUUAAUUACAGCAGCUGACAUUUCCGCGAUAACUUCUAAACGUGUGUUAUGUGAAUGCACAUUUCAGUGGGGCCUGACUGCUUACUACGUCGUUGGUGGGCAAGUUUUUAGCCAGCUAACUAGCAAGUUAGGCCUACGAAUCAUGCUGGUACACAAGGUCCCAGCACUGGCAGUAUUGCGGUACUUAGUUUUAUUUUGGUAACUCCAUCUGUUUUAGUAGUUAACUAGUAUUGAGAACAUUAACUUAACUAGUAGUGGUUACUGGUUUGUGUCGUGUCAAUUGCUUCACAUGAUCACCCUGUCACGACAAGAGAAUGCAUAUACAUCUAGGAAUCAAACUACAUAACUAGUAUACUACAUAACUAGCUUCUUCACUAGAAUUAGGCUACUUUGUUAGCCAACUACCAUUCAUUCAUGCCAUUGAAUCAGCACCAACUGGUAUUAUUGGAUAAGUCAGCAUAGUAAAAGGUGGGCUGUGUCUAGCUACCAAUUUGUAAGCCAGGGGUGUAUUCAUUAGAAACCGUUUACCAUUUAAGAACCAAGCAGAAGCAAAAGGAGCAAACGAAACAGAGGGACCUACCUGAUUUUGUCCAAUAAACUCUUGAGUUUCCGUUUGGAGUAAAGUUUGUUGUGAAACGUUUUGCAACAGAAUCAGCAAUGUGAUAAUUAUACUGAACAAAAAUAUAAUAUGCAACGUGUAGGGUCCCAGAAAUGUUCCAUCUGUGCACAAAUUAGUUUACAUCCCUGUUAGUGAGCAUAUCUCCUUUGCCAAGAUAAUCCAUCCACCUGACAGGUGUGGCUGAUUAAGAAGCUGAUUAAACAGCAUGAUCAUUACACAGGUGCAUCUUGUGCUGGGGACAAUAAAAGGCCAAUAAAAUGUGCAAUUUUGUCACACUACAGUCGUGGUCAAAAGUUUUGAGAAUGACACAAGUAUUGGUCUUCAUAAAGUUUGCUGCUUCAGUGUUUUUAUAUAUUUUUGUCAGAUGUUACAAUGGCAUACUGAAGUAUAAUUACAAGCAUUCCAUAAGUGUCAAAGGCUUUUAUUGACAAUUACAUUAAGUUUAUGCAAAGAGUCAAUAUUUGCAGUGUUGACCCUUCUUUUUCAAGACCCCUGCAAUCCGCCCUGGCGUGAUGUCAAUUAACUUCUGGGCCACAUCCUGACUGAUGGCAGCCCAUUCUUGCAUAAUCAAUGCUUGGAGUUUGUGGGUUUUUGUUUGUCCACCUGCCUCUUGAGGAUUGACCAUACAUUCUCAAUGGGAUUAAGGUCUGGGGAGUUUCCUGGCCAUGGACUCAAAAUUUCAAUGUUUUGUUCCCCGAGCCACUUAGUUAUCAAUUUUGCCUUAUGGCAAGGUGCUCCAUCAUGCUGGAAAAGGCAUUGUUCGUUACCAAACUGUUCUUGGAUGGUUGGGAGAAGUCACUCUCGGAGAAUGUGUUGGUACCAUUCUUUAUUCAUGACUGUGUUCUUAGGCAAAAUUGUGAGUAAGCCCACUCCCUUGGCUGAGAAGCAACCCAACACAUGAAUGGUCUUAGGAUGCUUUACUGUUGGCAUGACACAGGACUGAUGGUAGCGCUCACCUUGUCUUCUCCGGACAAGGUGUUUUCCAGAUGCCCCAAACAAUCGGAAAGGGGAUUCAUCAGAGAAAAUGACUUUACCACAGUCCUCAGCAGUCCAAUCCCUUUACCUUUUGCAGAAUAUCAGUCUGUCCCUGAUGUUUUUCCUGGAGAGAAGUGGCUUCUUUGCUGCCCUUCUUGACACCAGGCCAUCCUCCAAAAGUCUUCACCUCACUGUGCGUGCAGAUGCACUCACACCUGCCUGCUGCCAUUCCUGAGCAAGCUCUGCACUGGUGGUGCCCCGAUUCCGCAGGUUAAUAAACUUUAGGAGACGGUCCUGGCGCUUGCUGGACUUUCUUGGGCGCCCUGAAGCCUUCUUCACAACAAUUGAACCUCUCUCCUUGAAGUUGUUGAUGAUCCGAUAAAUGGUUGAUUUAGGCGCAAUCUCACUAGCAACAAUAUCCUUGCCUGUGAAGACCUUUUUGUGCAAAGCAAUGAUGACGGCACGUGUUUCCUUGCAGGUAACCAUGGUUAACAGAGGAAGAACAAUGAUUUCAAGCACCACCCUCCUUUUAAAGCUUCCAGUCUGUUAUUCUAACUCAAUCAGCAUGACAGAGUGAUCUCCAGCCUUGUCCUCGUCAACACUCUCACCUGUGUUAACGAGAGAAUCACUGACAUGAUGUCAGCUGGUCCUUUUGUGGCAGGGCUGAAAUGCAGUGGAAAUGUUUUUUUUGGAAUUAAGUUCAUUUUCAUGGCAAAGAGGGACUUUGCAAUUAAUUGCGAUUAAUCUGAGCACUCUUCAUAACAUUCUGGAGUAUAUGCAAAUUGCCAUCAUAAAAACUGAGGCAGCAGACUUUGUGAAAAUUAAUAUUUAUGUAAUUCUCAUAACUUUUGACCACGACUGUACACAAUGCCAUAGAUGUCUCAAGUUUGUCCACCAGAGCUGUUGUCAGAGAAUUGAAUGAUUUUCUCUACCAUAAGCCACCUCCAAUGUUGUUUUAGAGAAUUUAGCAGUACAUCCAAACAGCCUCACAACUGCAGACCACGUGUAAUAUGCCAGCCCAGGACCUCCACUUCCGGCUUCUUCACCUGUGGGAUCAUCUGAGACCAGCCACCCGGACAGCUGAUUAAACUGAGGAGUAUUUCUGUCUGUAAUAAAGCCCUUUUGUGGGGGAAAAACUCAAUCUGAUUGGCUGGGCCUGGCUCCCAAGUGGGUGGGCCCUUGCCCAGUCAUGUGAAAUCCAUAGAUUAGGGCCUAAUAUAUUUAUUUCAAUUGACUGAUUUCCUAAUAUGAACUGUAACUCUGUAAAAUUGUUGCAUUUCUAUUUUUGUUCAGUGUAUGUUUCCAUACUGGGUGUUACAAGAAAGCUCUAUACAUACGCUGCCAUAGAUUUUUCAACUAACCUGUUGUUGGCGAUGCCUUUUUUCUCAAUUCGGUGAAAAACGUAUCUUCGGAAUGUCCCUGUCCAGUUGCAUGUGGUUCAACAAAAACUCAAAGAUAUUAAAUCCAUGUUUUGUACAGAGUGUGAAAUGCCUCUUGCACGUGGGUAGAUAUUUGAUUUGGUUGCACUGUGUGACGUGCUGUCAUCUACUUCUACAAGUGGCCACAGUUUUCAAACCCAGAGGCUCAACCAGAGACGAAAGAGGAAGUGAGACACUCGACUAAUUGAAGUCACUAAACUAAGUAGACCAGAUCUAGCUGCUUUCCACGUGGUAGUUUCUUGUCAAUGUUGGUAGUUAUCUGGCCAUCCAGAAUCUCAACAACUCAUGGACUUCUGCCCCAUUGACCGGUGCGCAUCAUUUUCAUGAUGUUGUCAGCUAACCCAUCUAUGGGAUAGCCACACCGUUAAGCAGACAGCAACUGACCAAUGGUAAACGGCCUGAGUGAACUAUCUUAAUUUAUCCACCAUUUUUGUCACAACAUCGCAAUACUUCGGGAACGUGUCACGAGAAGCAGACUCGACAGACCAGACCGGGGUUUGUCUCGAGUUCAUAUUUUCUCUAAUUCAAAAGGCAAUACCUUGAUUCGAGCUAAUGUCUUAAGUAGCUGAACCUGUCAUUACUACAACCUCGUGAAAGUGACAAACACGUUUUCAUUUUUUGUCAAACUACUUUAUAUUGAAAGAGUACCUUUCGUUUGACGGCCUGCACAUGCGCAGUUCGGCGUGAAAUGACUGCUAGACCCGUUGAUGUGUUUUUGCUCAUGCGCUAUGCUAGCUGAAGUCGCCAUGACAUCGCCUACAAGCGUGAUCGGGGAUUUCUAUUGAAGAAGCAGUUUCUUCAUGUCUUCAUAGUGUACUGCAGGGAUCAUCAACUAGAUUCAGCUGCUGGCUGAUUCUUAUUUUGUUUUAUUUUUUUACGUCUUUUUUUUUCUUGAGAGGAUGGUCAGGGGGCCGGAACAUAAUUACAAAUAAUUUGUAGACUGCAAAUUGAACGCAAGAAACCCAAACUGAUAAUAUUUGACUAAAACAAUAAUUUCAAACCUUGCUUACAUUUGUAUACGAUGACAUACAGUGGGGGAAAAAAAGUAUUUAGUCAGCCACCAAUUGUGCAAGUUCUCCCACUUAAAAAGAUGAGAGAGGCCUGUAAUUUUCAUCAUAGGUACACGUCAACUAUGACAGACAAAUUGAGGAAAAAAAGUCCAGAAAAUCACAUAGUAGGAUUUGUAAUGAAUUUAUUUGCAAAUUAUGGUGGAAAAUAAGUAUUUGGUCACCUACAAACAAGCAAGAUUUCUGGCUCUCACAGACCUGUAACUUCUUCUUUAAGAGGCUCCUCUGUCCUCCACUCGUUACCUGUAUUAAUGGCACCUGUUUGAACUUGUUAUCAGUAUAAAAGACACCUGUCCACAACCUCAAACAGUCACACUCCAAACUCCACUAUGGCCAAGACCAAAGAGCUGUCAAAGGACACCAGAAACAUAAUUGUAGACCUGCACCAGGCUGGGAAGACUGAAUCUGCAAUAGGUAAGCAGCUUGGUUUGAAGAAAUCAACUGUGGGAGCAAUUAUUAGGAAAUGGAAGACAUACAAGACCACUGAUAAUCUCCCUCGAUCUGGGGCUCCACGCAAGAUCUCACCCCGUGGGGUCAAAAUGAUCACAAGAAUGGUGAGCAAAAAUCCAAGAACCACACGGGGGGACCUAGUGAAUGACCUGCAGAGAGCUGGGACCAAAGUAACAAAGCCUACCAUCAGUAACACACUACGCCGCCAGGGACUCAAAUCCUGCAGUGCCAGACGUGUCCCCCUGCUUAAGCCAGUACAUGUCCAGGCCCGUCUGAAGUUUGCUAGAGUGCAUUUGGAUGAUCCAGAAGAGGAUUGGGAGAAUGUCAUAUGGUCAGAUGAAACCAAAAUAGAACUUUUUGGUAAAAACUCAACUCGUCGUGUUUGGAGGACAAAGAAUGCUGAGUUGCAUCCAAAGAACACCAUACCUACUGUGAAGCAUGGGGGUGGGAAAUCAUGCUUUGGGGCUGUUUUUCUGCAAAGGGACCAGGACGACUGAUCCGUGUAAAGGAAAGAAUGAAUGGGGCCAUGUAUCGUGAGAUUUUGAGUGAAAACCUCCUUCCAUCAGCAAGGGCAUUGAAGAUGAAACGUGGCUGGGUCUUUCAGCAUGACAAUGAUCCCAAACACACCGCCCGGCCAACGAAGGAGUGGCUUCGUAAGAAGCAUUUCAAGGUCCUGGAGUGGCCUAGCCAGUCUCCAGAUCUCAACCCCAUAGAAAAUCUUUGGAGGGAGUUGAAAGUCUGUGUUGCCCAGCGACAGCCCCAAAACAUCACUGCUCUAGAGGAGAUCUGCAUGGAGGAAUGGGCCAAAAUACCAGCAACAGUGUGUGAAAACCUUGUGAAGACUUACAGAAAACGUUUGACCUGUGUCAUUGCCAACAAAGGGUAUACAACAAAGUAUUGAGAAACUUUUGUUAUUGACCAAAUACUUAUUUUCCACCAUAAUUUGCAAAUAAAUUCAUUAAAAAUCCUACAAUGUGAUUUUCUGGAUUUUUUUUCUCAUUUUGUCUGUCAUAGUUGUCGUGUACCUAUGAUGGAAAUUACAGGCCUCUCUCAUCUUUUUAAGUGGGAGAACUUGCACAAUUGGUGGCUGACUAAACACUUUUUUCCCCCACUGUAUGUCUCUAUGCAUGGGAAUACGUUUGAACAGAUUUCCAAAAUUCUUAUCACUUCGAGCUGAUUUGCUGGUGUUUUUACACUCUUAUGUCCAACAAGAAAGAAAACUUUUUUUUUUGCUCAGAAAACUAAUAAAAUGUGGCCCGCGAGCCGCCAGUUGGGGAACCCUGCUGUAUCGUCUUUGACGUGGCCGCAUCACCUAGAAAUGACUAGUUCCUGCAAAGAUGUUGGGAAAUGCAAGAGGUCUGGCAGCUAAAAUGGUGAGGAAACUCCUCACUCUGUGCAAAACUUGGAUUUAAUGUCUUUCUGAGUUUUUACUUGAUUUUGUAGAACCAACUGCAACUGGUCACCGAAUCGGGAAUGAAGAAAGUAUCAGCAAUAACAGUUGAAAAAUUCCUUGCAAGGCUAUUCAUUAACGAACCUCUAACACAGGGGUGUCAAUCCUGUCCCACGGAGGGCCGAGUGUCUGCGGGUUUUUGGUUUUUCCUUUCAAUUAAGACCGACAACGGGCUUUCAACCUUGGCGUUGGCGCUGCUGCUUGUGUAAAAUUGUGCCCUUGAAAGAUGACAUUUGUGUAAGAACUACUGUUAACCCGAUGGACUGUCUUUCAGCAGCAUUUAAGUCUAUUUUGAUAGUAAACUAUUGUCAGGACUACAGUAUGUCCCAGCGUUGCUUGUGUUUUGGGUCCUGACCCAUGCAUAUAAUAAACACUGACUCUCUGAUCAUAUAAGCCGGGGGGGGGAUUGGUGUUCUAGCAUGAAAGUAAUUAAAGUCACACAUUUCCUAAUCCAGAAGGAAAUUAUUGUGUGUAGGAAAGUCAAGUAACCACUGCACAGUGAAACUUGCCCUAAUGACGAUGAUAUUAACAAAUCUUUUUUUGGUCUUUAUUCAGGGGACGGCAUAGUGCCAAAGGUACUUCGGCAGCAGUAAGUUAUGAUUACAUUUUUCUAUCCCAUUAUUUGAAUUGGGCAGGUGAAGUUGGCAGAUAUUGUUCGAUUUCACAUUCUAGGCUAUCAUCUUAUUUACUAUUGGUUUCUUUCUUUGAGAGAAAAAAAAACAGCACACUGGUACACAGUUGCUUGGUUUGUCACAGGCUUCUUUGUCCACAAUAAGUGCAGACUUUUUCUUUGGCGUUAUUUUGUCCUGGGCUCUCAGGUUUGAAUUGCAUGAUCAAUCUUUUUUUGUCUUUCAGGUUGUCUUCAAUGGUGUAUAUGCAAACAUGAGGAUGGUCCAUGUCUUGACAUCGGUAGUGGUAUGUUCCCUCCUGUUCUUAUUAUUCUUAGCUACCCCCAUCACUUUAUGCAUGAUCAAGGCUGGCAAAACCAAACUAAUUGAGGAUGCAAAGCCUACCUCUACAUAGACAGAGGUAGCUACCUCUCCAUAGACAGAGGAAGCAGAGCAAGCUACAGUGCCUUCGGAAAGAAUUCAGACCCCUUGACUUUUUCAACAUUUUGUUAAAUUACAGCCUUAUUCUAAACUGGAUUAAAUAAAAACAACAUACAAUACCCCAUAAUGACAAAGCGAGAACAGGUUUUUAGAAAUGUGUGCUAAUUUAUUAAACAUAAACAACAGAAAUACCUUAUUUACAUAAGUAUUCAGACCCUUUGCUAUGAGACUCGAAAUUGAGCUCAGGUGCAUCCUGUUUCCAUUGAUCAUCCUUGAGAUGUUUCUACAACUUGAUUGGAGUCCAACUGUGGUAAAUUGAUUUGGAAAGCCACACACCUGUCUAUAUAAGGUCCCACAGUUGACAGUGCAUGCCAGAACAAAAACCAAGCCAUGAGGUCAAAGGAAUUGUCAGUAGAGCUCCGAGACAGGAUUAUGUCGAGGCACAGAUCUAGGGAAGCAGCAUUGAAGAUCCCCAAGAACACACCCACACGCACAAACACAAUACAUAGCUCAUUAAUCCGCCUUUCAAAUCCACGGCCUCUCUGUUGCAUCUACCUCUCCCCUCUCUCCAUUGUCCUCUCCUCACAUCCAUAGCCAGGCAAUGAAUGAGGAAACAGCCGCUACCUGUAAAUAAACAGUGGCCUCAUCAUACUUAAAUGGAGGACGUUUGGAAUCACCAAGACUCUUCCUAGAGCUGACCGCCCGGCCAAACUGAGCAAUCGGGGGAGAAGGGCCUUAAUCAGCGAGGUGACCAAGAACCCGAUGGUCACUCUGACAGAGCUCUAGAGUUCCUCUGUGGAGAUGGUAGAACCUUCCAGAAGGACCACUAGCUUUGCAGCACUCCACCAAUCAGGCCUUUAUGAUAGAGUGGCCAGACGGAGGCCACUCCUCAGUAAAAGGCAAAUGACAGCCUGCUUGGAGUUUGCCAAAAGGCACCUGAAGACUCUCAGACCAUGAGAAACAAGAAUUUCUGGUCUGAUGAAACCAAGAUUGAACUCUUUGGCCUGAACGCCAAGCGGCACAUCUGGAGGAAACCUUGCACCAUCCCUAAGGUGAAGCAUGGUGGUGGCAGAAUCAUGCUGUGGGGAUGUUUUUCAGCAGCAGGGACUGGGAGACUAGGCAGGAUUGAGGGAAAGAUGAACGGAGCAAAGAGAUCCUUGAUGAAAACCUGCUCCAGAGCGCUCAGGACCUCAGACUGGGGUGAAGGUUCACCUUCCAACAGGACAAUGACCGUAAGCACACAGCCAAGACAACGCAGGAUUGGCUUCGGGAGAAGUCUCUGAAUGUCCUUGAGUGGGCCAGCGAGAGCCCGGACUUGAACCCGAUCAAACAUCUCUGGAGAGACCUGAAAAUAGCUGUGCAACAACGCUCCCCAUCCAACCUGACAGAGCUUGAGAGGAUCCGCAGAGAAGAAUAGGAGAAACUCCCCAAAUACAGGUGUGCCAAGCUUGUUGUGUCAUACCCAGGAAAACUUGAGGCUGUAAUCACUGCCAGAGGUGCUUCAAAGUACUGAGUACUUAUGUGAUAUUUCCGUUUUUUUUUUUUAAAAUAAAAAUAAUGGGUAUUGUGUGUAGAUUGAUGAGGGGAAACAAACUAUAUAAUCCAUUUUAGAAUAAGGCUGUAACAUAACAGAAAGUCAAGGGGUCUGAAUACUUUCCGAAGGCACUGUAUAUAUGGGAGUUGUCCCCACUCCUCAUAGCAGGGGAAAUACUGGACAUAGUUUUAGUUAAUGGUCACUGGAAUCCUGAUGACAGCAUGCUACAAGAGCUGUGAAGUCUUUGAAGCAGUAACAUUGAGUCAAGAUUUUAUUGUAUUGAAUAUCAAGCAAGCAAUAGUGACAUGUACCACAUGUUGUUUAUUCACAAAACCUGCACUUAUGAUAAUUAGGCCGUGUGUGGUUGACAGAUUUGGUUGACCAUUUGAAUGAACAGAGGCAUCUGUUUUUAGGAGUGAAGCUACAAUUAAUAAAUUAUUCAGCGUUUUAACUGCAUGUUUUUCUAAACUCAUUGUUUAAAGAGAUGCUCCGGUACUUUUGUAUACUUUUCAGUCAGUAGUUCUGAAAGUAGCACUCAUGAGCCAAAAGUGGCAGAUAUGUGCACCAUGUCAUUGCUCUCUUUCUCACUCUGCUGUGUGUGUAUCUUGCUAGCUGUCACUCAAAUGGUGUGGGGCUGAAGCUCAUUGGCUGGAAUUCAAAUUGCUAGGGAGGUGGCCCACGUGGUGGAAAAUGCAGGGAAAAGGCUGCUGCACAGCUUCCAGUAAACAGUCGCUUUCAAACUAGGGAUUUUGUGGCAAAUUGAUGUAAAACUGUAAUUCGGUGAACUAGGGCUGGGCAAUAUGGCCAAAAUAUCAUAUUAUGAUAUUGUUCCCAUUUUGGAAUAUAUUUGACGGUAUUUGGUGUUUUUUAAAUUAUAGAGGUUUUAAAUAUGCUUUAAGUACUGCAUGACCCUAGGAUGGCAACCAAUGAUGUAUAUAAACCCUGGAUUGUUAAUGCUAUGUAUUUGCCAAUGAGAGGCUUUGAAGCCACCGGUCGGCCAUAUUGGCACUCCUCAGAAAAGCAAUAAAUGGAAUUCUACAGUAUUUCAAGGACAAAAUUACAUGUUUAAGUAUUUCUUUGUGGUAGUGGUGACCGUAACUUUAGUACUUUCUAAAACAUUAUACUUUAAGGAAAAUUAAAGUAUGGGGCGGCAGGUAGCUUAGUGGUUAAGAGCACUGUGCCAGUAACCGAAAGGUCACUGGUUCUAAUCCCCGAGCCGACUAGGUUAAAAAUCUGUCGAUGUGCCCUUGAGCAAGGCACUUAACCCUAAUUGCUCUUGUAAGUCGCUCUGGAUAAGAGCGUCUGCUAAAUUACUUAAAUGUAAAUGAAAAUGUAUUUAUAUAUUUUUUAUGUUUAGCUCGAAUAAUAUAAUUUAAAAGUAUGCUUUAAUGUGUCUGUAAUAGAAUAAACAUGGAAAAACAAAUGUGGACAUUAGUAAAUGCAUUUCUAUAGCUUCCAAAAUAAUUUUUGCUAUGGUGGGGGAGUGCCAAUGGAGGCACGGUGGCUUCAAAACAGUGCCCCCUUUCAGUCAUCUGGUGUAUAUAUAAAUCAUUGGUGGCAACACAUACAUUCAAAGGGGUUUUUAAUGGGGCUUUGUCCAUUCUAAUUGUUUUAUACUGUUCAUUGAAACUUCAACCAAAAGUUAGAAUAUAGUGGGCACUUUGAAAUUAGUGUUGUUUGACAUGACAACAAAUGAAAAAGCCAGGGAGAGGAUAUUUAAAUUUUUUAUUUUUAAAAUUUUUUUAUUUCACCUUUAUUUUACCAGGUAAACCAGUUGAGAACAAGUUCUCAUUUACAACUGAGACCUGGCCAAGAUAAAGCAAAGCAGUGCGAUAAAAACAACAACACAGAGUUACAUAUGGGGUAAAACAAAACAAAGUCAAAAAUACAACAGAAAUACAUAUAAUAUACAGUGUGUGCAAAUUUAGCAAGUUAUGGAGGUAAGGCAAUAAAAUAGGCUAUAGUGCAAAAUAAUUACAAUUAGUAUUAACACUGGAAUGAUAGAUGUGCAAGAGAUGAUGUGCAAAUAGAGAUACUGGGGUACAAAUGAGCAAAAUAAAUAACAAUAUAGGGAUGAGGUAGUUGGGCGGGCUAAUUUCAGAUGGGCUGUGUACAGGUGCAGUGAUCGGUAAGGUGCUCUGACAACUGAUGCUUAAAGUUAGUGAGGGAGAUAAGAGUCUCCAGCUUCAGAGAUUUUUGCAAUUUGUUCCAGUCAUUGGCAGCAGAGAACUGGAAGGAAUUGCGGCCAAAGGAGGUGUUGGCUUUGGGGAUGACCAGUGAGAUAUACCCGCUGGAGCGCAGACUACGGGUGGGUGUUGCUAUGGUGACCAAUGAGCUAAGAUAAGGCGGGGAUUUGCCUAGCAGUGAUUUAUAGAUGGCCUGGAGCCAGUGGGUUUGGCGACGAAUAUGUAGUGAGGACCAGCCAACAAGAGCGUACAGGUCACAGUGGUGGGUAUUAUAUGGGGCUUUGGAGACAAAACGGAUGGCACUGUGAUAGACUACAUCCAAUUUGCUGAGUAGAGUGUUGGAGGCUAUUUUGUAAAUGACAUCGCCGAAGUCAAGGAUCGGUAGGAUAGUCAGUUUUACGAGGGCAUGUUUCGCAGCAUGAGUGAAGGAGGCUUUGUUGCGAAAUAGGAAACCGAUUCUAGAUUUAACUUUGGAUUGGAGAUUCUUAAUGUGAGUCUGGAAGGAGAGUUUACAGUCUAACCAGACACCUAGAUAUUUGUAGUUGUCCACAUACUCUAGGUCAGACCCGUCGAGAGUAGUGAUUCUAGUCGGGUGGGCGGGUGCAAGCAGCGUUCGGUUGAAGAGCAUGCAUUUAGUUUUACUAGUGUUCAAGAGCAGUUGGAGUCUACUGAAGGAGUGUUGUAUGGAAUUGAAGCUCGUUUGGAGGUUUGUUAACACAGUGUCCAAUGAAGGGCCAGAUGUAUACAAAAUGGUGUCGUCUGCGUAGAGGUGGAUCUGAGAGUCACCAGCAGCAAGAGCGACGUCAUUGAUAUACACAGAGAAAAGAGUCGGCCCAAGAAUUGAACCCUGUGGCACCCCCAUAGAGACUGCCAUAGGUCCAGACAACAGGCCCUCCGAUUUGACACAUUGAACUCUAUCUGAGAAGUAGUUGGUGAACCAGGCGAGGCAGUCAUUUGAGAAACCAAGGCUAUUUAGUCUGCCAAUAAGAAUGCGGUGGUUGACAGAGUCAAAAGCCUUGGCCAGGUCAAUGAAAACGGCUGCACAGUACUGUCUAUUAUCGAUUGCGGUUAUAAUAUCGUUUAGGACCUUGAGCGUGGCUGAAGUGCACCCAUGACCAGCUCGGAAACCGGAUUGCAUAGCGGAGAAGGUACGGUGGGAUUCGAAAUGGUCGGUGAUCUGUUUGUUGACUUGGCUUUCAAAAACUUUUGAAAGGCAGGGCAGGAUGGAUAUGGGUCUGUAACAGUUUGGAUAGAUCCAAAAACUCUAGAGAGUGUCACCCCCUUUGAAGAGGGGGAUGACCGCGGCAGCUUUCCAAUCUCUGGGGAUCUCAGACGUUACGAAAGAGAGGUUAAACAGGCUAGUAAUAGGGGUUGCGACAAUUUCGGCGGCUAGUUUUAGAAAGAAAGGGUCCAGAUUGUCUAGCCCAGAUGAUUUGUAGGGGUCCAGAUUUUGCAGCUCUUUUAGAACAUCAGCUGUCUGGAUUUGUGUGAAGGAGAAGCGGGGGGGGGCAUGGGCAAGUUGCAGCGGAGGGUGCAGAGCUGGUGGCCGGGGUAGUGGUAGCCAGGUGGAAAGCAUGGCCAGCCGUAGCAAAAUGCUUGUUGAAAUUCUCGAUUAUUGUAGAUUUAUCGGUGGUGAUAGUGUUUCCUAGCCUCAGUGCAGUGGGCAGCUGGGAGGAAGUGCUCUUAUUUUCCAUGGACUUUACAGUGUCCCAAAACUUUUUGGAGUUAGUGCUACAGGAUGCAAAUUUCUGUUUGAAAAAGUUAGCCUUUGCUUUCCUAACUGCUUGUGUAUAUUGGUUCCUAACUUCCCUGAAAAGUUGCAUAUCGCGGGGGCUAUUUGAUGCUAAUGCAGUAUGCCACAGGAUGUUUUUGUGCUGGUCAAGGGCAGUCAAGUCUGAGGAGAACCAGGGGCUAAAUCUGUUCUUAGUUCUGUAUUUUUUGAAUGGGGCAUGUCUAUUUAAGAUUGAGAGGAAAUUACUUUUAAAGAACAACCAGGCAUCCUCUACUGACGGAAUGAGAUCUAUAUCCAUCCAGGAUACCUGGGCCAGGUCAAUUAGGAAGGCCUGCUCGCUGAAGUGGGAGCGUUUGACAGUGAUGAGGGGUGGUCGUUUGACCGCGGACCCGUUACGGACGCAGGCAAUAAGGCAGUGAUCGCUGAGAUCCUGGUUGAAGACAGCGGAGGUGUAUUUAGAGGGUAAGUUAGUCAGGAUGAUAUCUAUGAGGGUACCCAUGUUUACGGAUUUAGGGUUGUACCUGGUAGGUUCGUUGAUAAUUUGUGUGAGAUUGAGGGCAUCUAGUUUAGAUUGUAGGAUGGCCGGGGUGUUAAGCAUAUCCCAAUUUAGGUCACCAAGCAGUACGAACUCUGAGGAUAGAUGGGGGGCAAUCAAUUCACAUAUGGUGUCCAGGGCACAGCUGGGGGCUGAGGGGGGUCUGUAGCAAGCGGCAACAGUGAGAGAUUUAUUUCUGGAAAGGUGGAUUUUUAGAAGUAGAAGCUCAAACUGUUUGGGCACAGACCUGGAUAGUAUGAUGGAGCUCUGCAGGCUAUCUCUACAGUAGAUUGCAACUCCACCCCCUUUGGCAGUUCUAUCUAGACGGAAAAUGUUAUAGUUGGGGAUGGAAAUUUCAGAAUUUUUGGUGGCCUUCCUAAGCCAGGAUUCAGACACUGCUAGAACAUCAGGGUUGGCGGAGUGUGCUAACGCAGUGAAUAACUCAAACUUAGGAAGGAGGCUUCUGAUAUUUAUGUGCAGAAAACCAAGACUUUUACGGUUACAGAAGUCAACAAAUGAUAGCUCCUGGGGAGUAGGAGUGAUACUGGGGGCUGCAGGGCCUGGGUUAGCCUCUACAUCACCAGAGGAACAGAGGAGGACUAGAAUAAGGAUACGACUAAAGGCUUUAAGAACUAGUCUUCUAGUGCGUUGGGUACAUAGAAUAAAGGGGGCAGUUCUCCUGGCGUUGUAGAAAAGAUUCAGGGCAUUAUGUACAGAAAAGGAUAUGGAAGGAUAUGAGUACAGUUCAGGUAACCCUAAGCGUUGGGUAACAAUGAAAGAGAUAGCGUCAUUGGAGGCAUCGAUUGAGCCGGUCUCGGCGUGUAUGGGGGGUGGAACAAAGGAACUAUAUUAGGCAGUUUGAGAGGGACUAGGGGUUCUACAGUAAAAUUGUAUAAUAAGAACUAACCCAAACAGCAAUAGGCAAGGCAUAAUUGACAUGUUAGAGAGGCAUAAAGCAGUCACGGGUGUUAUUAGAGAGAGCUAAGACACAACUGGAAAUAGCGAUAACGUUUGGGCUAAGACUAAACAGAAUAAACAGGACAGGGUACCGUGUAAAGGAACAGUCCAGCAGGCAUCAGCUGUGCAGCUGAGUGAUCAUAAGGUCCAGUGAACAGCAAUAUGUGAGUCCGAGAGCAGUUCAAAUUGUUGCUUCAGCACAGCUAGCAGGGAGCACAGUUGUAGUUUGCGUGUGCUAGCGGGCCGGGCUGGCAGAUGGAUCUUCGUGGUCGUCGCAACGGGAAGCCUGUUGAAAUCACAUCAGACUAUUUCGUCGGCAAACCAGUCGUGUUGGAUCGGCGGGGCUCAGUGUCAACACUAGGAGGUCCCGUCCGGUUGAACAGAGAGGUAGAUAGCCGGGAGAUGGGCCUGAGGCUAGCUCAGGGCUAACUGGUGCUUGCUAUAGGGCAAUGGUAAUCAGCCAACAACAGGUUGCAGCUAGCUAGCUGGUUGUGAUGAUCCGGCGCUAGGGUCCUGUGAUUCCGGCAGAAAGUCCAAUAAGCUCUGGGUCGAUAGCACGCUGGGUCGAUAGCACGCUGUGCAGACUGGCCGACGAAUUGUCCAGGCUAGAGCUAGAGCUGGCUGGUGGAUAGUGUAGGCCACGGACAGUGGUGAAGACGCUAACGGUGACUAAUAACAGGUAGCCAUUCAGAUUGCGGCUACACUCGUUUCAGCUUACGGUUCUUGAUGAAAGUUAUAAAGAAAUAAUAGAAUCCUUUCCACGUUGGGUGAGGCGGGUUGCAGGAAAGUAUAUUUAGUUAAAGAAUGAAAGUAAAAAUUGAGAAAUAUAUACAAAAUAGACAAAAAAAAACAAGAAACGGGAUAUUUACACAGGACGAUGAAAUAAAAGCGACCGCACUGCUACGCCAUCUUGUUUUAUUUUGUGACAGGGUAGGAACCAAAGUGUUGGUCAGUGUUUCCCAGUGGACCCUAAUUAAUGUUACAUUAAAUGUUUUAUCUUAUUGUAGCUAAAAUGUUAGUGCUUCGCCUAUUCCUCUCUGAUUUAGAAUGUACCGUUGCACAAACAACUGAUCAAGGCAUACACCAGCACUGGUAUCGGGAUGUAUUAGCUAGCUAGCUACGUUUGCUCUGACUAAGUACAUUUAGCUAGCUAGCCAGCUAACUAGCGAUUAGCAUUAGUGGCUAACAAUAUUUAUUUUAGCCUCAACUUGCUAAGAAAAGACAAACUAGCCGUUUCCAGACAGUAACAUACACAAACUAAUAUUGUGCUUAUAGAACUCUUGUGGAUUUAUAUUAAGACGCAAAGUGGAAAGCAGCAUCGUUGUCACCAACAUCUGCAGCAUUGCAUCUGCUCUGCAUCAUUGACCAUGCAGACUGUCACUGUGAGUGGUUGUUGUGACUCGGGAUGGUAGCAAAGAUGGCGGAUAAAUGAAGAUAAUUCACUCAGGUCAUUUACCAUUGAGAACAAAAGGUCAGUUCCAGUCUACUUAACGGGGUGGGUCUCCCUUAGACACCUAUGCAAUAGCAGCAGGGUCUACUUAGUUAAUUUGACUUUCAUUGAAACAGAAAAAAACAGCGAGUUUCUCUUCUGUCUCUGGUGGUAGCACAACAAACUGCUCUCCUUGAGUGACAGGGGGCAGGGCUUGGUGUUUGGAAGGAGAGAGGGAGAAGCAAACAGAGUAAACUAUAAGAACUGACAUUAUUGCACGGGGCGGAGUGGCAUAAGACAUUUAACAAACCAAACAUUGAAAUACCGUUAUACAAGGUAAAGUAAAAACCCAAACCAGCCCGUGCAUCAAUACCGGUAUAUAGUAAAAUACGGUAUACCGCCCAGCCCUAGUAUGAACUACACAUUGACACAUCCAGCCCAAAGCGGGAGGUUUAAAAAAUACUUACUUGUCACCAAAGUUAUGGCGCAUGUCUUUAAAUGUGUUGUUCAGACUGCCAAUGGAGUUACUUCCUAGCAGCAGUGCAAGGGUCAUAGUUGAUUUAAACAAAACAGUACAACUCAUGUGUAUGAAAAUAACAUGUUUUUCUCAUUUGCAGGGAUCCAAAUGCGAACUGAAGGUUAAAAAUGGAUUGGUUUAUGACGGAGUGUUUAAAACAUAUGGCCCAGAGGUAAGGAGGAGGAUCACAUAAAACAAUGGCAACUCUUCAACAUUCACCACAGUGGAAUACAUACAGCUCGGUCCUUUUUCCUAUUAGGUGACAAGUCAGUAAAUUGUUGUGGCUGGAGCAGUGUUCUAUAACCUGAGGCCCAGCAUAUUUAAUCUUUCUUGGUAAUAAAAAAUAAGGGUUACACAAAAAACAGUGGGCCUUAAGCCCUAUUUGGAUGGGAUACGUUUUACUGGGGGAACGCAGGUAAUGUAAUUAUGUGCACGAGGACAAAUCACCACAUUCGUAAUUUUUGUUCCGUCCGAAUCUGCUAUGUCAGUAAUUUUUGCUUGGCAGGAAGGUUAUUAUCCCAGCCCUAAAAACCUACACUGAUAAAACGUACAGUAUCCUGUGCGAAUCCUCAUCCCUGUGUUUUGAGGGAUAUUACAGAGUUUAACAAGUGCUGCACCCAGUUUGGGUAAGAACAUGGUAAUACAUUGAUGCUUAAAACAAAGUGCUAUGCACGUAGCCUACAGAUGAAUGACCUGUUUUGUCAUACAGUGAGGGAAAAAAGUAUUUGAUCCCCUGCUGAUUUUGUACGUUUUCCCACUGACAAAGAAAUGAUCAGUCUAUAAUUUUAAUGGUAGGUUUAUUUGAACAGUGAGAGACAGAAUAACAACAAAAAAAUCCAGAAGAACGCAAAAACUUUAUAAAUUGAUUUGCAUUUUAAUGAGGGAAAUAAGUAUUUGACCCCCUCUCAAUCAGAAAGAUUUCUGGCUCCCAUGUGUCAUUUAUACAGGUAACGAGCUGAGAUUAGGAGCACACUCUUAAAGGGAGUGCUCCUAAUCUCAGUUUGUUACCUGUAUGAAAGACACCUGUCCACGGAAGCAAUCAAUCAAUCAGAUUCCAAACUCUCCACCAUGGCCAAGACCAAAGAGCUCUCCAAGGAUGUCAGGGACAAGAUUGUAGACCUACACAAGGCUGGAAUGGGCUACAAGACCAUCGCCAAGCAGCUUGGUGAGAAGGUGACAACAGUUGGUGAAAUUAUUCGCAAAUGGAAGAAACACAAAAUAACUGUCAAUCUCCCUCGGCCUGGGGCUCCAUGCAAGAUCUCACCUCGUGGAGUUGCAAUGAUCAUGAGAACGGUGAGGAAUCAGCCCAGAACUACAUGGGAGGAUCUUGUCAAUGAUCUCAAGGCAGCUAGGACCAUAGUCACCAAGAAAACAAUUGGUAACACACUACGCCUUGAAGGACUGAAAUCCUGCAGCGCCCAAAAGGUCCCCCUGCUCAAGAAAGCACAUAUACAUGCCCGUCUGAAGUUUGCCAAUGAACAUCUGAAUGAUUCAGAGGAGAACUGGGUGAAAGUGUUGUGGUCAGAUGAGACCAAAAUGGAGCUCUUUGGCAUCAACUCAACUCGCUGUGUUUGGAGGAGGAGGAAUGCUGCCUAUGACCCCAAGAACACCAUCCCCACCGUCAAACAUGGAGGUGGAAACUUUAUGCUUUGGGGGUGUUUUUCUUCUAAGGGGACAGGACAACUACACUGCAUCAAAGGGACGAUGGACAGGGCCAUGUACCGUCAAAUCUUGGGUGAGAACCUCCUUCCCUCAGCCAGGGCAUUGAAAAUGGGUCAUAGAUGGGUAUUCCAGCAUGACAAUGACCCAAAACACACGGCCCAAGGCAACAAAGGAGUGGCUCAAGAAAAAGCACAUUAAGGUCCUGGAGUGGCCUAGCCAGUCUUCAGACCUUAAUCCCAUAGAAAAUCUGUGGAGGGAGCUGAAGGUUCGAGUUGCCAAACGUCAGCCUCAAAACCUUAAUGACUUGGAGAAGAUCUGCAAAGAGGAGUGGGACAAAAUCCAUCCUGAGGUGUGUGCAAACCUGGUGGCCAACUACAAGAAACGUCUGACCUCUGUGAUUGCCAACAAAGGUUUUGCCACCAAGUGCUAAGUCAUGUUUUGCAGAGGGGUCAAAUACUUAUUUCCCUCAUUAAAAUGCAAAUCAAUUGAUAACAUUUUUUACAUGCGUUUUUCUGGAUUCUUUUGUUGUUAUUCUGUCUCUCACUGUUCAAAUAAACCUACCAUUAAAAUUAUAGACUGAUAAUUUCUUUGUCAGUGGGCAAACGUACAAAAUCAGCAGGGGAUCAAAUACUUUUUUCCCUCACUGUAUAUCAACUUUCAUAGUGCCAUACUCUUCUUUUAAAAGAUAAAGUGGACAAUAUUGUGCCAAUUAAUUGAUAAAUUGCCAAAUAAUUCAGGUAAUUAAAUGUCUGCAUAGGUUACAGUUCAUGGUUCUUAUUGAAAUACAUUAUUAUUUAGACAUUGGGCCUAUAUUUGAAAUAUCUUCACGCCUAGAAGAGCCUCCAGGCUUCUGUCAUAACGGUCAAUUGUUAAUGAGGGGAAAAAAAGAAUUACAGGGGCGGUUUUGUAAAAACAAAUCCUGUCCGAAUCGUCCACUGGAAAAACUGACAUGCUGGGGUAAUUAUUACAUAACCGACGUUCUAUAGGAAUACUAGUCCCGUGUGAAUAGGGCUUUAGCCUAAAUUCAACUUUAGGUUCAAGUUGAACAGCCUUGUCGUCCAUUCAUUUAGGGUAAAUGCAUUGCAUGGCUCAGUUACUGACAGUGUUCAUAAUCUCACGUCAAGCACAUAAAACCAAAAUAAAUGUAAAACAUAACCAUGUAUUCCCUCCAGGAAGUAGGAGAACGUAAGAGUUUACAACCAUAAGUGAUUCAGCUCUCUCACCACUACACCAUUCUUUGUCCACCCAGUGUGACCUGGUCCUGGAUGCAGCCCACAGGAAGAUCCCUAAGCCCAGCGUGGGCCCGCGACAGGAAGACAUCAUGGAGAGCAUCAUCUUCAAGGCUUCUGACGUGGUGGUGGUGCACUUCAGAGACGUGGACCUCAAUUUUGCAAGUAAAAGUAAGGCCUACUGUCAAUACCUAUACACUUGUCACUGUCCCCUAAAAGACUGUCCCCAAAAGUUGACUGGAUGCACAAAUAAAUGCUUAUUUAUUGGCCAUCCCUCCUAUGUGAAAUGUUGUCGGGUCCGAGAAGUAGAGCUUAGAGCCGGAUCAUGUGUGGCUGAGUGCUCUGUGGUCAGUCAUUGAGGAAUAAUCUGAAAUAUUGAUUGCUCUGAAUGUCUCGCAGGCACUGCAGGGGAUCUCAAUAAGGCUGAAUGAAUCCCAUACAUCUACAGUGCAUUCGGAAAGGAUUCAGACCCCUUCACUUUUUCCACAUUUUGUUACGUUACAGCCUUAUUCUAAAAUUGAUUAAGUUGUUUUUUCCCCUCAUCAAUCUACACACAAUACCACAUGAUGACAAAGCAAAAACAGGUUUUUGGAUUUUGAAAAAACUGAAAUAUCACAUUUACAUAAGUAAUUCAGACCCUUUACUCAGUACUUUGUUGAAGCACCUUUGGCAGCGAUUACAGCCUCGAGUCUUCUUGGGUAUGACGCUACAAGCUUGGCACACCUGUAUUUGGGGAGGUUCUCCCAUUCUUCUCUGCAGAUCCUCUCAAGCUCUGUCAGGUUGGAUGGGGAGCGUCGCUGCACAGCUAUUUUCAGGUCUCUCCAGAGAUGUUCGAUCGGGUUCAAGUCCGGGCUCUGGCUGGGCCACUCAUGGACAUUCAGAGACUUGUCCAGAAGCCACUCCUGUGUUGUCUUGACUGUGUGCUUAGGGUUGUUGUGCUGUUGGAAGGUGAACAUUUUCCCCCAGUCUGAGGUCCUGAGCACUCUGGAGCAGGUUUUCAUCAAGGAUCUCUCUGUACUUUGCUCCGUUCAUCUUUUCCUCGAUCCUGACUAGUCUCCCAGUCCAUGCCGCUGAAAAACAUCCCCACAGCAUGAUGCUGCCACCACGCUUCACCGUAGGGAUCGUGCCAGGCUUCCUCCAGACGUGACGCUUGGAAUUCAGGCCAAAGAGUUCAAUCUUGGUUUCAUCAGACCAGAUAAUCUUGUUUCUCAUGGUCUGAGAGUCCUUUAGGUGCCUUUUGGCAAACUCCAAGCGGGCUGUCAUGUGCCUUUUUACUGAGGAGUGGCAUCUGUCUGGCCACUACUAUAAAGGCCUGAUUGGUGGAAUGCUGCAGAGAUGGUUGUCCUUCUGGAAGGUUCUCCCAUCUCCACAGAGGAACUUUGGAGCUCUGUCAGAGUGACCAUCAGGUUCUUUACGGCCGGCCAGCUCUAUGAAGAGUCUUGGUGGUUCCAAACUUCUUCCAUGUAAGAAUGAUGGAGGCCACUGUGUUCUUGGGUACCUUCAAUGCUGCAGAAAUGUUUUGGUACCCUUCCCCAGAUCUGUGCCUCGACACAAUCCUGUCUCGGAGCUCUACGGACAAUUCCUUCGACAUCAUGGCUUGGUUUUUGCUCUGACAUGCGCUGUCAACUGUGGGACCUUAUAUAGACAGGUGUGUGCCUUUCCAAAUCAUGUCCAAUCAAUUGAAUUUACCACAGGUGGACUCUAAUCAAGUUGUAGAAACAUCUCAAGGAUGAUUAAUGGAAACCGGAUGCACCUGAGCUCAAUUUCAAGUCUCAUAGCAAAGGGUCUGAAUACUUAUGUAAAUAAGGUAUUUUUUUUUUUUUUAGCAAAAAGGUAUAAAAACCUGUUCACUUUGUCAUUAUGUGGUAUUGUGUGUAGAUUGAUGAGGAUUUUGUAUUUAUUUAAUCAAUUUUAGAAUAAGGCUAAAAUGUAACAAAGUGGAAAAAGUGAAGGUGUCUGAAUACUUUCCAAAUGCACUGUAAACCACCUCUAAACCUGUCAUGACCCAUACACCCCACAGUGAACUAUGAUAGACUCUUUCUGGGAGUUAGCAUCUUGGAUCAGUGUUCUUGUUGUAGCCAACCCAGUUUCUAGCUGACAAACGGCAAAGGUCACAUGUUAAGGCUUGCACACGUCUGCCGAUCGUUUUAAGGGCCACCCGCUGUAGACGUCUGACUGCUGUAAUUUUCACACAAUUCUACAUGUAAUAUCGGUGCACACUCGGUUCGCAAAUUACGUUCAGUGGCGCUAAGUACUCUUGGCCAGUAAACACUAUUGCCGUGUCUGAGCCUUUAAAUGCAUACAAUAUUUCCAAAUCGUGAUGGCCAUGUGCCAUAUUGAACAGGUAACCCAUAACCUCAUCAGUAACCCAUUUGGUUUGAAGAGGAAAGAAACAUAGCUAAGUGGUUGGAAUGGAAACCUCAAUAUAGAGUGGUGCUUCAGGAAAAAGGUGGGGAAACCCAAUAGGCUAGGUUUAGGCUACCCGUCUUCUCUCCACUGACCCUCUCUUCCAUGUCUCUCUCCUCAAAUGGGUGUAGUCUCUACUGACACAGGUAAUAUGUCUGUUUUCUGCUCUUGCACUUUUGUUUGUUGACGCGUACACAUUUUCAUUUUGAAAGGGACUGAACUGUAAUAUCUCAAAGGCUUUGAGGAAAUGCAACCUCAGCUAAUGGGCAAUCCUCAUAUUUGACUUUCAUCAGACUGUAUUUCAAUGGAGGACCCACCUGUACCCCCACCCAAAUCUUGUUAUUCUCUUAAGAGCUUUAUUCUCAAAGUAAAGCCGGAGGGGUGAUUUCAGAAAAACUAAGUGUGAUUUGGACGAAUCUAUUGAAUAAAUGCAACUGAAACACAUCAAAGUAUUUACACAGGUGUACAACGCAAAGAUUUGUGUUGAUUUGUGCUGAAAUAUGGCACAUUUAAUUCUCUCUUCUGAUCUCUAGUAUAAGAAUCUGGCUUGUGCAUUCUAACAUUCAUUUUGCUUAUUCAUUCAAUUCUGCCUGAUCCCAUUUCCAGGCAGGCCACAAGUCGUCCUACAUGACUGCAAUCUAAGUGCAUGUUUUUUUUUGCUUACCCUCAUUGAUUUCUGUACUCAUUCUCCUUAAUGUCAACCCUAUGAUUUUGCUACCUCUGGGUUGUGACUGUCUAAUGGUUAGCCUGACAUGAUCACUGCCAAAGCAGAGAGCGCACUUGGAUCUUAGAACUGCACAUCAUGUGCUGUGUGUAUGUGGUACCCUCUCGACACCUGCACAGUGUGUGUGUGUGUGUGGCCCCUCUGUUUGCAUGCUGAAUAUAAAUGUGAAUGUGUGAUGUAACAUGUAGACAAGUUCACGGAUACGGCGGUGGCGGUGAACAGCAGAAUCAACGGGGAGCACAAGGAGAAGGACCUGGAGCCGUGGGACGGAGGGGAGCAGCAGCAGCAGCACGUCGUCUCAGGCAGCCUGGAGUCCCUGGACACAGACGUGGUAUUGCUUUCCAUUUAGUGCUCUGCAUGUACCGGGGUGUAUUCAUUAGUGCACACUGUAGCAAAACGCUUUGCAACGGAAUAUGUUUUGCAACUAAAAUGAGAGUUUCUGAUUGGACAAAUUCAGGCAGGUCCGUCGCCGUUUCGUUCCGUUUGCUACCAUUUGGUUCCUAGUGAAUUCACCCCUGUACUGUAUCUCUCUCUGCUGCUGUUACUCCCCACUCACCAUCAGUUUACCCCAUCUGACCAACAACCUCUCUCUCUAUCCUCUCUCUCUCUCCAGUCUAAUGGAUGGGACCCGAAUGACAUGUUCAAGUACAACGAAGAGCAGUACGGCAUCAAGUCGACCUACGACAGCAGCCUGUCCACCUACACGUAAGCAGGACUCGCCUCUCUCACUCCACUCACGCCUCGUACAGGCACAGCCAGGUUUAUCAAGUUUAUCUCCUCAUCCACUACCAGUGUGUAGCACCCACCUAGCUUUGUGUGUGUGUGUGUUUGGGGACGGGGGUGUGACUAAGUUUUGCCCUGUGCUGUGCUGCCCCAUGCAGGGUCGCCCUGGAGCGGGAUAACUCAGAGGAGUUCCUGAAGCGGGAGGCGCGGGCAGCCCAGCUGGCACAGGAGAUCGAGGCCAGCGCUACCUACAAGGCCCGCGUGGCCCUGGAGGACGACGAGCGCACCGAGGAGGAGAAGUACUCAGCCGUGGUGCGCGGAGAGAGGGGAGAGAGGGAGCCACACACACUCAACAGGUGGGUCUCUCUGAGGGGGGAUUUCAACAUAAUUAUACUGAACAAAAAUAUAAACAUGCAACCAUUUUUUUGAUUUUACUGAGUUACAGUUCAUAUAAGGAAAUCAAUUGAAAUAAAUUCAUUAAACCCUAAGGUAGGGGCAUGGAUCAGAAAACCAGUCAGUAUCUGGUGUGACCACCAUUUGCCUCAUGCAGCUCGACACAUCUCCUUCGCAUAGAGUUGAUCAGGCUGUUGAUUGUGGCCUGUGUAAUGUUGUCCCACUCCUCUUCAAUGGCUGUGUGAAGUUGCUGGAUAUUGGCGGGAGCUGGAACACGCUGUCGUACAAAUCUAUCCAGAGCAUCCCAAAACAUGCUCAAUGGGUGACAUGUCUGGUGAGUAUGCAGGCCAUGGAAGAACUGGGAUAUUUUCAGCUUCCAGGAAUUGUUUACAGAUCUAUGCGACAGGGGCCGUGCAUUAUCAUGCUCAAACAUGAGGUAAUGGCGGUGAAUGAAUGGCACGACAAUGGGCCUCAGGAUCUUGUCACGGUGUCUCUGUGCAUUGAAAUUGCCAGCGAUAAAAUGCAAUUGUGUUCGUUGUCCGUAGCUUAUGCCUGCAUAAGCCCACCGCCACCAUAAGGACACUGUUCACAACGUUGACAUCAGCAAAUCGCUCACCCACACAACGCCAUACAUGUGGUCUGCGGUUGUGAGGCCGGUUGGACGUACUGCCAAAUUCUCUACAACGACGUUGUAGGCGGCUUAUGGUAGAGAAAUGAACAUUCAAUUCUAUGGCAACAUCUCUGCCAAUUGCACGCUCCCUCAAAACUUCAGACGUCUGUGGCAUUGUGUUGUGUGACAAAACUGCACAUUUUAGAGUUGCCUUUUAUUGUUCCCAGCACAAGGUGCACCUGUGUAAUGAUCAUGCUGUUUAAUCAGCUCCUUGAUAUGCCACACCUGUCAGGUGGAUAGAUUAUCUUGGCGAAGGAGAAAUGCUCACUAACAGAGAUGUAAACAAAUUUGUGAACCAAAUUUGAGAGAAAUAAGCUUUUUUGUGCAUAUGGAACAUUUCUGGGAUAUUUUAUUUCAGCUCAUGAAACAUGGGACCAAAAUGUACAUGUUGCGUUUUAUAUUUUUGUUCAGUGUAAAUAGUUGAUGGUUGUAAGGGUUGCUACAUCCAUGUUCAGCCAGUCACUCGUAACUCGCUCCUUUGGUCAUGCAGGGUUAGCAUACUGGCAUACUGCAGUGUCUUCAAGCUCUUGUUCCAUUGUGGACAGUUCAGAAGCAGGCUUGUAGGUUUAUUGCUGGAUUCCACCACCAAUUCACACCUCUGAUUUGACAUUGUGGUAGUUGCAUUCGUUUGUAACUUUUCCACCUGGGUCUCUGAUCUAGAGAAAACAAGUACAUUCCCCCGGGCCAGAGGAACAGAGAGGGGAUGUCAUGGGGAGCGGGUCGUCAGAACUCCCCCAGGUUGGUCCAGAGCAGCAGUGGACCUCCGCGGCCCGGUCCACAUGACUACAGCCCCAGCUCUGGAGCCGACCAGCGGGUUGUCAACGGAGGUAAGGACCCCCUGCACCCUAGCGCACGGAACAAUAAUGACACCACACAAUCACUGAAUGAGAAAGCACUAUUGUCAAAGCUAGAGGAAGUCUGCGUGUUGGGUCACCCUGGGAGAAUCGCAAUUGCAUUUCCUUGAUUCCUUGUGUCAUCUCGCCUCCUUCUAAAAACCUAUUAGAUGAGGUCAGAGGGGAGGGACCUCUGACCUUCUCAUCCAAUGGGUUUUGAGAAGGAGGUGAUGAGAGAGGACAUGAGGAAUCAAGGAAAUGCAAUUGAGAUUCUCCCCCUGAUUGGGUUGUUACAGGCAUCCUGUAGAGGUUAAAGGGCAGUUGUGUGGACAUCUCUUUGGCUGUCCUUGCAUGGGCCCAUCUCACAGUCCUGAAUCUACCCAAUCCAUUUUCAGCUUCCUUAUUUUCAGUUCACCGGUAUGCUUAACAUUUCUAUCGACACGUCGCUUGAAUUUAAAUCCUUUUCUUUUCCCGAAAUGCAACAUUUUAGUUAAGACGUUCACCUGUAGGAUUCAGGUUAUUCUGACACAGAAUAAGCACUGUGCAAAGAGCAAAAAAUGUAAACUUCAUUUAAUCAUGCAGUGUGAUUUAAUUUAAAACCUUUCUUCAACAAUGAGUAUCUCCAUGGAAGGUGCUUGUUAGUCCAGGCCUAUGUUUAAUCUGUAUCUGCCAAACUGGCCCAUAUUGGUUUGGCCUCGAGUUUCAGGGACUAUUCUGUUGGGGUCAUCUACUCAUCCUCUUAUCCAAAAACCUUCAUUGCAUGCAUCUCGGCCUACAUGAACAUUUCUAAUGUCAGUUGAGUUUAAUUUCCUGAAAUGUCCUGUUGUUCUGCACCUGUUUAAGUUUCUUUGACCUUUUUCAAGUGUAUACUGUUUCAAUCAGAAAAUCACUGGAGUUCAUUCUUCUUUGCUACGCUGUUCCUCUCCCUCUCUACCUGAACCCUCCUCCACCUUUCCUUGAAUCACCCUCCUUUUCCUCAUAGACCUCAUCCUUCCUCUUUACCCCUUCUCCCUAUUAUAUGUCAUUAUUUAUUAUUUGACCUCUUUCUGUCUUUGCUUUCUCUUGUUUUCCCUUAUUUCUCCUCCUCGUCUCAUUCUCCAUUUGUCCCUAUUAGGUGCCGCCUCCUGGCCAUCUCCCUCCUCGCGUCCUCCUUUUUGCUACCAGUCAGGGCCCUCCUCUCUCCCAACCAGGGUGGCCACACCCACCCGGCCUCCCUCCAGACCCCCCUCGCGGCCUUCCCGGCCCCCGUCUCACCCCUCCGCUCACGGCGCUCCAGCUCUCGUCUACACUAUGCCCAAUAGACUCAUGUCCUCCGAAGGUAGCUACCUCCCUCCCAACACACAGAGCCACAUGCACCGCUGGGCUCACUGGACUAGGCUGAUACUGGGUUAGCUGUGCUACUGCAACACUUUUUUUGGUGUGUUUUUGUCUUUGCCUUACCUCCUCUCGCUCUCUCUUUCUCGCUGUCUCCCCUCUCCUCAACUCACACAGAUUGCAUUGUGGUGUGAAUUGUGUGUGGUGUUGUUGGUCACUGAUGGCAGUCUCUCCAGGGGGCUGGGUCUCUGUGUGUCUCACUCACCGGUAACACUCCCAUGUGUGGCAUUGAAACCAGUAUGAACUGGUGAAAGUCUUGUUGUUGUCAGGCAGACUUGUGAGUGCUUACAGUGAGGGAAAAAAGUAUUUGAUCCCCAGCUGAUUUUUUAUGUUUACCCACUGACAAAGAAAUGAUCAGUCUAUAAUUUUAAUAGUAGGUUUAUUUGAACUGUGAGAGACAGAAUAACAACAACAAAAUCCAGAAAAACGCAUGUCAACAUUUUUAUAAAUUGAUUUGCAUUUUAAUGAGGGAAAUAAGUAUUUGACCCCCUCUCAAUCAGAAAGAUUUCUGGCUCCCAGGUGUCUUUUAUACAGGUAACGAGCUGAGAUUAGGAGCACACUCUUAAAGAGAGUGCUCCUAAACUCAGUUUGUUACCUGUAUAAAAGACACCUGUCCACAGAAGCAAUCAAUCAAUCAGAUUCCAAACUCUCCACCAUGGCCAAGGCCAAAGAGCUCUCCAAGGAUGUCAGGGACAAGAUUGUAGACCUACACAAGGCUGGAAUGGGCUACAAGACCAUCGCCAAGCAGCUUGGUGAGAAGGUGAGAAACAGUUGGUGCGAUUAUUCGCAAAUGGAAGAAACACAAAAGAACUGUCAAUCUCCCUCGGCCUGGGGCUCCAUGCAAGAUCUCACCUCGUGGAGUUGCAAUGAUCAUGAGAACGGUGAGGAAUCAGCCCAGAACUACACAGGAGGAUCUUGUCAAUGAUCUCAAGGCAGCUGGGACCAUAGUCACCAAGAAAACAAUUGGUAACACACUACGCCAUGAAGGACUGAAAUCCUGCAGCGCCCGCAAGGUCCCCCUGCUCAAGAAAGCACAUAUACAGGCCCGUCUGAAGUUUGCCAAUGAACAUCUGAAUGAUUCAGAGGAGAACUGGGUGAAAGUGUUGUGGUCAGAUGAGACGAAAAUGGAGCUCAUUGGGAUCAACUCAACUCGCCGUGUUUGGAGGAGGAGGAAUGCUACCUAUGACCCCAAGAACACCAUCCCCAACGUCAAACAUGGAGGUGGAAACAUUAUGCUUUGGGGGUGUUUUUCUGCUAAGGGGACAGGACAACUUCACCGCAUCAAAGGGACGAUGGAUGGGGCCAUGUACUGUCAAAUCUUGGGUGAUAACCUCCUUCCCUCAGCCAGGGCAUUGAAAAUGGGUAGUGGAUGGGUAUUCCAGCAUGACAAUGACCCAUAACACACGGCCAAGGCAACAAAGGGGUGGCUCAAGAAGAAGCACAUUAAGGUCGUGGAGUGGCCUAGCCAGUCUCCAGACCUUAAUCCCAUAGAAAAUCUGUGGAGGGAGCUGAAUGUUCGAGUUGCCAAACGUCAGCUUCGAAACCUUAAUGACUUGGAGAAGAUCUGCAAAGAGGAGUCGGACAAAAUCCCUCCUGAGAUGUGUGCAAACCUGGUGGCCAACUACAAGAAACGUCUGACCUCUGAUUGCCAACAAGGGUUUUGCCACCAAGUACUAAGUCAUGUUUUGCAGAGGGGUCAAAUACUUAUUUCCCUCAUUAAAAUGCAAAUUAAUUUAUAACAUUUUUGACAUGCGUUUUUCUGGAUUAUUUUGUUGUUAUUCUGUCUCUCACUGUUCAAAUAAACCUACCAUUAAAAUUAUAGACUGAUCAUGUCUUUGUCAGUGGGCAAACAUACAAAAUCAGCAGGGGAUCAAAUUCUUUUUUCCCUCACUGUAUGUCCACUGGGUGAAUUGAUGGCCAUUUUAUUGUUGAAGGAAAAAGGGUGUAUGUAUUCCUGAUCAAUGUUUCCCCUAGGAUUAUUUUCAGCAGUGGUGGCAAAGUUAUUGUGGUGGGGAGCGUGGUAUUGGGUGUCCGUGUGGGCAUGUCCAAUGGCGGCGUCUCCAAACAAACAUUUGAGGCCCUCUUGGCUGCAGAGACAAAAUGUAUAUGUUUUAAAGCGAAUUUCCUGCAAUUCUACAUAUUCUGUCAUGGGGCUGAGAGAAAGAAUUGCAGUUUAAAAGCCAAUUUCCUGGAGUUCUACACAUUUUCCCCAUGGCUUAUGCCGUGUUCUUAUGCUAUCUGAGUGACUCAAACAUUAUAACAAAGUCAGUGGAGGCCCCAUGCCACAACAUUUUGGGAAUUUUAGAUUCUCCUGACUGUCUAGUUUUUAUUUUGGUGGUUGUUAGUUCUCAAAGAUGAUCUUAUAAAAAUAUAUAGGUCCAUUUAUCUUUUCAUUUUUUUGUCAUUUAAAUUUACACUGAAAACGUUUUACUAUCCUGAAAAUUAUUUUCUAAAGUACAUUUAAUACAGUCCAUUUGGAAAGUAUUUUCCACAUUUUGUUACGUUACAGCCUUAUUCUAAAAUGAAUUAAAUACAUAUUUUUCCUUGUCAAUCUACACACAAUGCCCCAUAGUGACAAAGUGAAAACAGGUUUUUAGACAUUUUUGCAAAUGUAUUAAAAAGAAAAAACAGAUACCUUAUUUACAUAAGUAUUCAGACCCUUUGCUAUGAGACUCAAUUGAGCUCAGGUGCAUCCUGUUUCCAUUGAUCAUCCUUUAUAUUUCUACAACUUGAUUGGAGUCCACCUGUGGUAAAUUCAAUUGAUUGGAUAUGAUUUGGAAAGGCACACACCUGUCUAUAUAAUGUCCCACAGUUGACAAUGCAUGUCACAGCAAAAACCAAGCUAUGAGGUCGAAUAAAUUGUCCGUAGAGCUCCAAGACAGGAUUGUGUCGAGGCACAGAUCUGGGGAAGGGUACCAAAAAAUGUCUGCAGCAUAGAAGGUCCCCAAGAACAAAGUGGCCUCCAUCAUUCUUACAUGGAAGAUGUUUGGAACCACCAAGACUCUUCCUAGAGCUGGCCGGCCGGCCAAACUGAGCAAUCUGGGGAGGUGACCAAGAACCCGAUGGUCACUCUGACAGAGCUCCAGAGUUCUUCUGUGGGGAUGGGGGAACCUUCCAGAAGGCCUUUAUGGUGGAGUGGCCAGAAGGAAGCCACUCCUCAGUAAAAGGCACAUGACAACACGCUUGGAGUUUGCCAAAAGGCACCUAAAGAACUCUCAGACCAUGAGAAACAAGAUUCUCUGGUCUGAUGAAACCAAGAUUGAACUCUUUGGCCUGAAUGCCAAGCGUCACGUCUGGAGGAAACCUGGCACCAACCCUGCGGUUAAGCAUGGUGGAGGCAGCAUCAUGCUGUGGGGAUGUUUUCCAGUGGCAGGCGACUGGGAGACUAUUCAGGAUCGAGGGAAAUAUAAACGGAGCAAAGUACAGAGAGAUCCUUGAUGAAAACCUGCUCCAGAGCGCUCAGGACCUCAGACUGGGGCGAAGGUUUACCUUCCAACAGGAACACGAUCCUAAGCACACAGCCAAGACAACGCAGGAGUGGCUUCGGGACAAGUCUCUGAAUGUCCUUGAGUGGCCCAGCCAGAGCCCGGACUUGAACCCGAUCGAACAUCUCUGUAGUGACCUGAAAAUAGCUGUGCAGCGACGCUCCCCAUCCAACCUGACAGAGCUUGAGAGGAUCUGCAGAGAAGAAUGGGAGAAACUCCCCAAAUACAGGUGUGCCAAGCUUGUAGCGUCAUACCCAAGAAGACUUGAGGCUGUAAUCGCUGCCAAAGGUGCUUCUGAAUACUUAUGUAAAUGUUAUAUUUCAAUUUAUUUUAUAAAUUUACAAAAUAACGUUUUUGCUUUGUCAUGAUGGGGUAUUGUGUGUAGAUUGAGGAAAAAACUAUUUAAUCAAUUUUAGAAUAUGGCUGUAACGUAACAAUAUGGAAAAAGUGAAGGGGUCUGAAUACUUCUGUACAAGGUUCUCCCAUCUUCACAGAGGAGCUCUGUCAGAGUGACCAUCGGGUUCUUGGUCACCUCCCUGACCAAGGCCCUUCUCCCCCAAUUGUUCAGUUUGGCCGGGCGGCCAGCUCUAGGAAGAGUCUUGUGGGUUCCAAACUCAAUUUAAGAAUUUUAGAAUAAGGCUCUAACGUAACAAAAUGUGGAAAAAGUGAAGGGGUCUUAAUACUCUCCGAAUGCAUUGUAUACCUUUUUUGGGGGGGCUUGGAGGAAGUGGCGAUUGGCUGCCCAGCCGUUGCUAAAUGACUAUAGGGGAAACACUGUCAUGUUAUUCAUUAUUUCGUGAUAUCCAAUUGGUAGUUAGUCUUAUCCCAUCGCUGCAACUCCCAUACGGUGAAGGUCGAGAGCCAUGCGUCCCCCGAAACACGACCCCGCCAAGCCGUACUGCUUCUUGACACUCCUCGCUUAGCCCGGAAGCCAGCCGCACCAAUGUGUCGGAGGAAACACUGUACAGCUGGCGACCGAAGCCAACAAGUUGUCGCUAGAGCGCGAUGGGACAAGGACAUCCCAGCCGGCCAAACCCUCCCCUAACCCGGACGGCGCUGGGCCAAUUGUGCGCAGCCUCGUGUCUCCCGGUCGCGGCCGGCUGCGACAGAGCCCGGGAUCGAACCCGGGUCUGUAGUGACGCCUCUAGCACUGCAAUGCAGUGCCUUAGACCGCCGCGCCACUCGGGUGGCCCGCAGCUAAUUUCAUUUAACCUUUUAUUUAGGCAGGGGGAGACCCUGCUAUCCCUGGUCUAACAGACUGAGCAUUACUGGUACUAAUGAAUGAUUGCAGUCCCUACCUCCGCUUCUUCACCCUUCUGUCUAAAUGAUGUGAUGUCUCACGACAAGCUCUCUCCCUCCAGGCCCUCCCAGGAUGUCACCGAAGACACAGCGCGCCCCACGCACUCACAGAGUUCCCCCUGGGUGUAGAGUCCCUCCGGGAGUAGACUUCAUGCACCACAAUGCUCCAGGAGAGGUGCCCGUGCCCCCGCCAACCCGCAGCAGCUCUUCCGGUGGCACCUGGUCUUCCGUGGUCAGCGGGGGUAAGAGACCACUCUGUCUGUAAGGAUUGGGAUGGGAAUGACGCCCCCUGGCAAAAAAGCUUGGAUUGUUACAGAAAUGUUACUCAAAUAGCCACUGCGUGGUCAUAGUAGGUUUGUGUGUAUUAUAGCUGUGAAGGCUAUGUAGUGCAAGGGAUGUAGCUCUGUGUGACUUGUGUAGAUGUUGGUUAAUGGCGUUCGUUGCUCUCUCCUACAGCACACAGACCUCGCUCCCCUCGGCAGAACAGCAUGGGCGGGGCCUCCCCUGGCCCCUCCUCCCUCCCCUUGCCCCUGACUGGGACCACCCCCGUAGAACCUGUUACCACGCCAUCAGCCUCAUCACCCACUGCUGCUAGCCCCGCCCCCAAUAUGGCCGCCACUCCCUCAGCAGAGGGUAAGUCUGUUUGCCACAUCCAUGCAGACUCUUUUUUUUAUACGUAGAACAUUUUGGGAAGAGUUGAUACACAAUGGUGAAAUUGUGACCCACCCCUUUGCUGUGCUUGAGUAGCAAAUGUGGCUCUGAAGCACUGACUAUAACCUGAAGCUGCGCCAAAGUCAAGCAUUGGUCACUUUUCCAAACAAAGCAGUUUGCUAGGCCGCACUCGACGAUAGAACGGAGGAUGAUGACUCUUUUCCUCUCUUUCUUCCCUCGAUAUAGCAAAAGAGUCUCGUGUCCAGGAGACGAGACAGAACUCCCCUACGGCCAACAAGGAGAACGUGAAGCCCCUGGAGAGCCCCCCUAGUAUCAGCAGACCCCUCUCUAAAGGUCUGCAGCAUGGACACAGCUCACAUUUUAGGGAGAUUGCAUUUCAAAGUCUCAAAUGAAACUGUGCAUUUCUGUAUCGGUGAAAUGAUCAAUGUCACUCCUCUCUCCCUCUCUCCCUCUCUCCCUCGCUUUAUUUCUUGUCCUCUCUCGCUCACUCUCUCGCUCUCUUCUCUCUCUCUCUCUCUCUCUCUCUCUCUCUCUCUCUCUUUCUCUCUCUCUCUCUCUCUCUCUCUCUCUCUUUCUCUCUCUCUCUCUCUUAUCUCUCUCUCUCUCUCUCUCUCUCUCUCUCUGCAGGACCCCCCUCCAUGGCACCAGACCACAGAAAACAAAUAGACAACCUAAAAAAAUUUAGUGUAGAUUUUAGGGUAAGUUAGGUGUCCUCACUAUCAGGCAUUUAUUGAAGAGUCACUUUCCUUCAGCAAGAAGUAUUGACAGUAAAAUACAGAAGAUGUCGCAAAAAAUGUUAGGGUGUUUCUCAAUAUGCAUACUACUGUCUCCACACUCAUGUUCCGAGUGCAUUCUCCACAGACGUUCUCUUGCAUAAAAUAUUACAUUUGAUAGGGUGUCCAAUCAAAAACACAUAUUUUUACCAAUGGGUAAAAUAAUGUUAAUUGUGUAGAUAAUCCUCUAAGAAACCCAGUGGUCCAAAUCUCAUGUCGCUAUCAUAAUCCGUUCAAAGGUUUUUACCCAUGUAGAUGGCCAGAAAUAGGGUGACUAAAUCAAUGGAGGCCAGAGGAAAAAAGUGGUCAGAAAUCAAGAAAAUUGCAUUGUGUCAGCUAGGCUGGAUUCUGUGCAAGAAUUAAUGCUACUUGCAACCUGACAGGCUCACUUUCCUGUUGAACUUGUCAUCUUCUCCGCAGGAUAUAAAAUAAUAUAGCGGUAAGAUGGUUAUCAAUUUUGAGAUAUGACAUGUAGUAUUUUCAUAUUUUAGUAUAUGCUUUUCAUAUUAAUUCAAAAUUCCAGUUUUUUUUAAAGGUUUCUCACAAAAACAAGCGUAUCUCUGUGAGAUGUCAACGGAGCACUGAGCAUAUACCAAGCUUUUUAUUUUCAAAGCCUUUUCCAUUUAAUUCAGCUCGUGUCAUGCUAAUUGUUAUUUUUGCAACCUGUGGAAACAACUUUAAAGACGACGGCCAAAAAAUGUAAAAUCCUCAAAAGAUGUUACGCGAAACCUGCACCUUAUCGGAUGUACAGUGGGGAAAAAAAGUAUUUAGUCAGCCACCAAUUGUGCAAGUUCUCCCACUUAAAAAGAUGAGAGGCCUGUAAUUUUCAUCAUAGGUACACGUCAACUAUGACAGACAAAUUUAGAAUUUUAUUUUCAGAAAAUCACAUUGUAGGAUUUUUAAUGAAUUUAUUUGCAAAUUAUGGUGGAAAAUAAGUAUUUGGUCACCUACAAACAAGCAAGAUUUCUGGCUCUCACAGACCUGUAACUUCUUCUUUAAGAGGCUCCUCUGUCCUCCACUCGUUACCUGUAUUAAUGGCACCUGUUUGAACUUGUUAUCAGUAUAAAAGACACCUGUCCACAACCUCAAACAGUCACACUCCAAACGCCACUAUGGCCAAGACCAAAGAGCUGUCAAAGGACACCAGAAACAAAAUUGUAGACCUGCACCAGGCUGGGAAGACUGAAUCUGCAAUAGGUAAGCAGCUUGGUUUGAAGAAAUCAACUGUGGGAGCAAUUAUUAGGAAAUGGAAGACAUACAAGACCACUGAUAAUCUCCCUCGAUCUGGGGCUCCAUGCAAGAUCUCACCCCGUAGGGUCAAAAUGAUCACAAGAACGGUGAGCAAAAAUCCCAGAACCACACGGGGGGACCUAGUGAAUGACCUGCAGAGAGCUGGGACCAAAGUAACAAAGCCUACCAUCAAUAACACACUACGCCGCCAGGGACUCAAAUCCUGCAGUGCCAGACGUGUCCCCCUGCUUAAGCCAGUACAUGUCCAGACCCGUCUGAAGUUUGCUAGAGUGCAUUUGGAUGAUCCAGAAGAGGAUUGGGAGAAUGUCAUAUUGUCAGAUGAAACCAAAAUAGAACUUUUUGGUAAAAACUCAACUCGUCGUGUUUGGAGGACAAAGAAUGCUGAGUUGCAUCCAAAGAACACCAUACCUACUGUGAAGCAUGGGGGUGGAAACAUCAUGCUUUGGGACUGUUUUUCUGCAAAGGGACCAGGACGACUGAUCCGUGUAAAGGAAAGAAUGAAUGGGGCCAUGUAUCGUGAGAUUUUGAGUGAAAACCUCCUUCCAUCAGCAAGGGCAUUGAAGAUGAAACGUGGCUGGGUCUUUCAGCAUGACAAUGAUCCCAAACACACCGCCCGGGCAACGAAGGAGUGGCUUCGUAAGAAGCAUUUCAAGGUCCUGGAGUGGCCUAGCCAGUCUCCAGAUCUCAACCCCAUAGAGAAUCUUUGGAGGGAGUUGAAAGUCUGUGUUGCCCAGCAACAGCCCCAAAACAUCACUGCUCUAGAGGAGAUCUGUAUGGAGGAAUGGGCCAAAAUGCCAACAACAGUGUGUGAAAACCUUGUGAAGACUUACAGAAAACGUUUGACCUGUGUCAUUGCCAACAAAGGGUAUAUAACAAAGUAUUGAGAAACUUUUGUUAUUGACCAAAUACUUAUUUUCCACCAUAAUUUGCAAAUAAAUUCAUUAAAAAUCCUACAAUGUGAUUUUCAGGAUUUUUUUUCUCAUUUUGUCUGUCAUAGUUGACGUGUACCUAUGAUGAAAAUUACAGGCCUCUCUCAUCUUUUUAAGUAGGAGAACUUGCACAAUUGGUGGCUGACUAAAUACUUUUUUCCCCCACUGUAUUUGGUUACGAAAUCUGACUUUUCAGAUAUAAUCUUAAUGAUAUGUUAAUGAAAGACCCCACUGAACGAUUCAGAACAUGAUUAAUCAUAUUUUUCUUGGUUAAACGUAUUUUAGAACAUGAGGAAGUGAAAUUUAAUCACCGAAGUGCGUUUUCACCCACUCUGGGCAGAGUGGAUGGACACCCUACAUUUGAGAAGCACUGCUGUACUACCUCACGCUGGCUGCACCUCACCAUUUUACUGAAUAUUUUUUCCAGCCACGACAAUGGCAAUAGAAACUAAACAAGAUAUACACAAAGCAAAUGUUUUACUUCAUAAUUAUCGGCUAGCUGUAUGUGAAUCGUAAUAAUCUAUCUAGCCAGCUAGUUGAACAGGCAAACACAACCUAAAACUAAUGUUAUGCAAGUUAGAUGACUUGCAGUCAAUUCUUCGUUGGUAGCUAGCUACCAAUUCUUUGUUGAUAGCUAGCUAGCCCUAUUGACUUACUAUGGGCUUGCGAUCUACGCAAACUACAGUGGGUAUUGUAGGCAGGUAAACAUGCCAAAAUUAACACAGUAUGUAUUUAUUAACACAUCAAGAUAAAAUAUUGUAGUUGGGCAACAAUGAGAUGUUAAUGGGCAACAUUUCUUUCUGAAGUGAGUUUAUUUCCUCUCGCUUCAGCUAAAAUAAUGUCUGCCAUUGAUUUCAAGAAAUUUAGCGUAGUUUUUUACGUGGUUGCAUCAUAUUUCUGUGUAUACUUUCCGGUGAAGCUUGCAUCGACGCAUGCUUCAAAAUACACUACCUGUCAAACGUUUUAGAACACCUACUCAUUCAAGAGUUUUUCUUUAUUUUUACUAUUUUCUACAUUGUAGAAUAAUAGUGAAGACAUCAAAACUAUGAAAUAACACAUAUGGAAUCAUGUAGCAAUAACCAAAUAAGUGUUAAACAAAUCAAAAUAUAUUUUAUAUUUAAGAUUCUUCAAAUAGCCACCCUUUGCCUUGAUGACGGCUUUGCACACUCUUGGCAUUCUCUCAACCAGCUUCACCUGGAAUGCUUUUCCAACAGUCUUGAAGGAGUUCCCACAUAUGCUGAGCACUUGUUGGCUGCUUUUCCUUCACUCUGCGGUCCGACUCAUCCCAAACCAUCUCAAUAUGGUUGAGGUCGGGGGGAUUGUGGAGGCCAGGUCAUCUGAUGCAGCACUCCAUCACUCUCCUUCUUGGUAAAAUAGCCCUUACACAGCCUGGAGGUGUGUUGGGUCAUUGUCCUGUUGAAAAACAAAUGAUAGUCCCACUAAACCCAAACCAGAUGGGAUGGCGUAUCAAUAUAGAAUGCUGUUGUAGACAUGCUGGUUAAGUGUAUAAAUCACAGACCAUGUCACCAGCAAAGCACCCCCACACCAUAACACCACCUCCUACAUGCUUUACGGUGCAAAAUACACAUGCAGAGAUCAUCCGUUCACCCACACCGUGUCUCACAAAGACACGGCGGUUGGAACCAAAAAUCUCAAUUUUGGACUCCAGACCAAAGGACACAUUUCCACCAGUCUCAUGUACAUUGCUCGUGUUUCUUGGCCCAACAAGUUUCUUCUUCUUAUUGGUGUCCUUUAGUAGUGGUUUCUUUGCAGCAAUUCGACUAUGAAGGCCUGAUUCACGCAGUCUCCUCUGAUCAGUUGAUGUUGUGAUGUGUCUGUUACUUUAACUCUUAAGCAAAAAUGUACGCACUCACUUAACUGUAAGUCGCUCUGGAUAAGAGCGUCUGCUAAAUGACUAAAAUGUAAAUGUAAAUUUGGGCUGCAAUUUCUGAGGCUGGUAACUCUAAUGAACUUAACCUCUAAAGCAGAGGUAACUCUGGGUCUUCUAUUCCUGUGGCGGUCCUCAUGAAAGCCAUUUCAUCAUAGCGCUUUAUGUUUUUUGCGACUGCACUUGAAGAAACUUUCAAAGUUCUUGAAAUGUUCCGUAUUGAUUGACCUUCAUGUCUUAAAGUAAUGAUGGACUGUCGUUUCUCUUUGCUUAUUUGAGCUGUUCUUGCCAUAAUAUGGACUUGGUCUUUUACCAAAUAGGGCUAUCUUCUGUAUACCCCCCUACCUUGUCACAGUGUUAGUACAGCCAUAAAAAACUAUCUGUCUCGCUUUCUUUCUCUCGCUCAGUUGCAGUCCAGCUCUAACCCAGAGCCACAGUUUGAGCAGAUGAUGACCAAGCCUCCACCAGAUGCCGCGGGAGAGAAGCCCAAGGAGCUUCCUCUUGACAAGGGUUUGGAGGGGUCUGAGGAGGGCGCCGUGGCCCCCGCCGGGAGCAGCAAGCCAGGUAGCCCUGGAGCACCAUCCUCCUCCUCUACCCUCUGUCCUGCCCCAGAGCAGAAGAGGGGGCCCGAUGUGACCUCACAGGGUGUCCAGACGUCUGCACACACCCUCAGCGGCGGGGCCAAGCCUGAGGACAGAGAAGAUAAGGAGCCUGUCCAAGAGUAAGUGCCAUGGCCACGCAUCUACUCCCAUUGUUUCUAUUUGAGUUGGUGUUUUCGAAUGGGCCUCUUUGAGGAUAAGCACAAAUAACGGAGUGUGGCUUUAAACGACAACUGACCAGCGAUAAUGUAUCAUCCUGGAACUCAAGGGAUUGCUCACGUUGAGGGAAUCAUUGAUUUUGUCUUGAGUUAACUAUGUGUUAAUGUGUUAUUUUUCCCCGCUCCGCAGUCAAAUCAUGAAGUCGACUCUCAAUCCUAAUGCCCAUGAGUUCAAACCCAGGGUGUUCAAUACUCAGGUUAGUUGUCUGACUGCCCCAGUAACAUCAUACCUAUUCUCUUCCUGCUUUUUGACAUCGCCACUUGAGACAUUCCUUUUGAAGCUGUAGUGACUUUUAUAGAGUUUCCCUGUUGUGGUCCCUGUCGUGUGUGUGUGUGCCUGUGUGUUUUUGUGCCUGUGUGUGUGUGCGCGUGUGGCCUGCAGCCCAAGCCGGCCACCACUCCGACCCCCCCGCGGCCCCAGGGCCAGCCCAGCCCCUCCAUCGUGGUGCAGCAGCCUCAACAAGUCUACAGCCAGACGGUCUGCUUCCCCCAGAUGUACCCUCUGACCCCCGUCAGCCCUGGAGUUCAGGUGAGACGCACGAACACACUCUCCAUCCCACCUGCAUGCCCCCGCAACUCUGGCAGUUCAGAAGAAGAAUACGGGUGGAAGCUCAAACUUCCCCUUGAAUUAUAAUUGGUUAAUGAUUGGCAUGCAGACUUGCUAAGCAGCAAGGAAGAUGUAUGAUUGUUCAAAAAUAUUUAGUUGGCCUCUUUUCCCCUCAUAUCUCUCACUGUUGACCUCUCCUCUCUCAGCUUGCAUCACCCCUGCAUCAACCCCUGCAUCUUUAUCUCUAUUUCUCUCCUUGUUGUGGUACAGGAAGGAAUGUAUCAUGCAACAGGAAGGAAUGGUGGGUUAUUUGUGUGGCCCAGCUGUCCUUGGAUAUGCAGUUGUGGCAUGCACAUUAGAGGCCCUCUGCUCCCACUUUGGCCUGUCUGGUCACUGUUUCACCAUUCCCCGCUUUGACCUGUCUGGUCACCAUUCCACAGCCAUAAAGUCACUGUGUGUGGAGUCAUGUGGAGAAGCCUACUGCUUGUUUAUAUUGGUUUGUGACAUUUCCUGAGACUUUAGGUGGGGUUGAGCUUGAAUGAAUGUUUUCUCUGAAUAGGCCUAUCUGUCUUAAUUUUUUUUUUUACUUCUGUGUAGCCUUGAAGAUAAGUGUUUUGUUAUAGGCUAGUUGUAGAACUCAGAGUGAAUGCAGUUUGUGAGACAAGUUAAUCUGUUGUGAAAGAUGUGAUGGUCAGUUCUCUGGACUUUGCUGUUUCCAAAAAUGAUUUAUUGUUAUAAAAUAUAUUUCUGUCUUGAAGUUGCUAUAUAAAUGGUUGGUGAUCCAACAUCGGAAACUUGAGUUCAGAGAAACAUUUCUGGUUAAAGAAACAAACUAGCAACUAAAUUUUUUUUUUUUUUUUUUUUCCUUCUCCUUUUCCUCUCUCUCCAUUAGAAAAGCAUUAUCUGGAAGGUUUGUGCAUUUCUUAAGCUAUCUACUUGAUCCUUACCUUUUUUCCCAAAGCCGUAUGAGAUGUUUUGCUUGCUUGAAAAUGUCCCAUCAGAUGUUGGUUUGCCAAUGUCUUAUUGCAAUUGGCUACAGUUGUUGUCAUCAAGAACAGGCCUUAACCUCAUCCUUGUUUUAACAGCUUUCUUAACUUACUUAAGUGACAUUUACUCUUUCUCCCAGACCUAGUAUAAUAUGACUAGUAUUAUGUCAUUCUUGCUCACAGUUUACAAACACUGAAGCAGUGCAAAGCAAUUCUCACGUAUUUAUUUGAUAAGCCUACAUGUUUGCAGAUAGAUGUAGAAUAAAAACUGCAUGGUUCAAUAGUCAUCCAGUCUAUUGAUGGACAGCUGCACUGUCCUAAGGCACGUGGCCUAAGAUAAGAGACCAGCCAACCGUUCUUCUCACUCCAAGUCCACGAGGCAUGCUGUGAACAAGGAGUGUGGGUGGAUGAGAAGGGAGUCAAAGUUGAAAGGGUGGGGGGGGAGAAUCAAUGGAAGCUUAUAUAUAUCAGUUAGUUCAACUUGUUCUUCUUCUGAUCUCCUCCUGCAGUCUCCAGCCAUGUACCACGUCCAGAUGCCUCAUAUGACGGUGAGCCAGUCCAAGCCCUACAGACCAGGUAAAGGUGAGAAUGCUCACUGGCAACGCUGUCUGUCCCUUGUCGUCCCGUCUUCAUUAAUAGCACAGUACAGCAUCAGCCUGCAUUUUGGUAUUAGUCAGACACACAAAUGCGUAGGGAGUCAAAGCUUUCUGGCAAACACAUAUUCAAAAGGGAAGAAGACCACGUGUGCAGGUAAAAUGUUUUGUCAUAGCACUUGGUCUGCAUGGGGUCGUAGCGGUGCUUGAUAGUGCUGUCUAGUCUGCUGGGGAGCUAACCAGCUGCUCUGAUUUAACAGUGCUGCUGUGCUUUUGGAAAGCAUGUCAUAGGGUGAAUUCAGUACUGUAGACUAAUAUUGAAUUUAAGAAGGCUGUGCCCCCCCUGCACAUAUCUCUUUCCUGUAAUUCUGGACAUUGUGUUCUGAAUGGUUGUUGUGUGCCACUGGCUGCUGCAGUAGCCAACAUGCCCCAGCAGAGGUCAGACCAGCACCACCCCCAGGGCACGCCCACCAUGAUGCACCCGGCCCAAGCCGCAGGGCCGCCCAUUGUGGCCCAAAGCCCCGCCUACUCAGCCCAGUACUUCACCUGCAGCCCACAGCAGUUUACCAGCCAGCAACUGAUGCAGCAGAUGCCCCACUACCAGUCACAGGUAACAAUCUGCCAAAAUAACAACUCGACUCACUUUUAUGGACCGUGGAAAGACGUAUCACAAAAGAUUGGCAUGUAUGCCUUUGAAUAGGACACACCCACACACAUGCACAAGUAAUGUGUGUCCCCCCCCCCCCACCCACCCCCGUCAGGCCCAGCAUGUGUUCAGCCCGGUGAUGCAGGGUCAGGCCAGGAUGAUGGCCCCUCCCAACCACGGCCAGCUGGUCUCCUCCUCCGCCACCCAGUAUGGCGAGCAGACUCACACCAUGUAUGGUAAGAGACACCCCCCCCCCCCUCCCUUCUGUGUGUGUGUCACUCUUUUGUCCAUUGUCCCACUAUCUGGUUGUGUUUGUGUGUACCUAAUGUUGGCACCUAGAACCAAAUCAGCUACUUCAUUUUGGUUCUGGGACCGGAAGUAGAGAGAUUUGUAAUAGCGUUGCAUAGCCACUCUAAUUCAAUGUAAAAAGCAUAUAUAUAUAUAUAUAUAUAUAUAUAUAUUACGUUAGAUAACUUUGUUGUGGUAAAGCAAACACUCGUAAAACACUCGUCAUGGAUGUCUCCGUUGUCUGUCUCUUCUGGUCCGUUGCCAAUAACUCAGUCUUUGUUUUGGGGUUCCAGUGUCACAAGGCCCCAUGCCGCAGCAGUACCAGCACCCCAACACCACCCUGCACCCCCACUCUCAGCCCUCGGCCACCCCCACAGGCCAGACCCAGCAGGGUGGGCAGCACGGGGGAAACCACCCGGCCCCCAGCCCCGUCCAACAGCACCAACAGCACCAGGCUGCCGCCGCAGCUGCCCAGGCCCUGCACAUGGGCAACCAGCCCCAGCAGCAGAUGUACCAGGCCCUGGCCCCCACCCCGCCCUCCAUGACCCCGGGGCCCAACCCCCAGUCCCCCCAGGGCAGCUUCCCCUCGGCUCAGCAGGCCGUCUACCUCCACCCCCAGCAGAUGCAGCACGGCUACAACCCGUCCCACAUGGCCCACAUGCAGCAGGUGAGCUCCACCUUCAGAAGCCCUUCCCUUCACUCUGAGUACAUACCAUAUGAGCAGGUUAGUGGUCCCAGGAACAAAAACACAAAACCCUUUUAUGGAGUCAGUAACAGUUGUAUGUAUCUCUUUCUACUAAUGUUCUCGCUCUCUCUCUCUCUCCCCCUUAGGCCCAUAUGCAGUCUGGGAUGGUGCCCUCCCACCCUGGCCACCCUCAGAUGAUGCUGAUGGCCACCCAGCAGCCAGGGGGCCCCCAGCCCCAACUCCCCCAGAACGCCCUCAACCCCAUCCCGGUGUCCUCCACUACGCACUUCUCUUACUUGGCACACCCCCAAGGUACGUCUCUACGUCACCCCAUCCCUAUAUGUCUCAGGGGCAGGACUCCUCCAAUCACCUGACGGAUGUCUCUCUACUGCUUGUUCAACUAAACACACUUCCACGUAUUAAUUUGGGGCAAACGUGUUUGUUCAUCAGUUCAAUGUUUGAUCCAGUUUUCCCCAGCCUUAUCGUUAAUGAUACAUUUAGCAGAAAACGGAAACGACUGUAAUAAGUGCUAUGAUAAAUGCAACUAUGUAUUCUAACCCCGAAUGGCCAAUUUCACUGAUUUUCCUCCGUUCUGUGUCCCUCCAGUGCAACAGCACCAUCAGUAG